Messenger RNA from Volvox carteri f. nagariensis, 1143 nucleotides. RefSeq lists its product as uncharacterized. The transcript is spliced from 2 exons. Bases 1 to 1143 code for a protein of 380 amino acids. The record is from RefSeq and is a predicted model, not a curated record. Gene Ontology annotation, biological process: cytokinin-activated signaling pathway; phosphorelay signal transduction system. NCBI's taxonomy places the organism in Eukaryota, Viridiplantae, Chlorophyta, Chlorophyceae, Chlamydomonadales, Volvocaceae.
AUGGCCUUGGAGUUAACAAAUCUGCGGCAGCUGCCUGGUCUGUCACAUCGGCCGAAUUUUCCCCGGGACUUGCACGUGCUGCUUUUGGAACCCGACUUUAAGGCCCGGCAGGAAGCGGAAACGCAGCUUCGUGAGAACCAUUAUUCCGUAACAUCUUGCGGAUGCAGCAUGGAGGCAGCAGCUUUCCUGGCGAAUCAGGAAAACAGCUGCGACGUACUCCUUGCCGACGCCCGUUGUCUUCAGCAGAAAUCAGCAGAGCACGCUGCUGUCAUGCAAGCUGCAAAAUCGAUUCCGCUUGUCCUGAUGUCCGAAUGCAGCGCACCAAAUGAAGUUAUGCUGGGCAUAAAGUUGGGCGCAGUUGACUUUCUGGAAAAGCCCCUGUCACCGCUCAAGCUGAAGAACAUCUGGCAACAUUCGGUGCAAAACGCUCUGCAAGGCGGCAGCGCCUCUGCUGGCGUCGCUGGCCCCGACGCGAUGCAGCUCGAUGCUGGGUUACCGGGCUGCGGAAAACCUCGUCCGCAGCCCCUCAAGUACAAGGCCAAUCGCGGGUCGACACACGGGGCCGGGACUGGGAGCAGCAGUGGGCCCAAGCCCAGUAUUGGUUACCCUGCAGGGCAUUUGCCGCCGUUGCCAGCUGGAGUGCCAGGCAUUGAAUGGGGACUGCCCACAAAUCCGUUGCAGUUCUCUCCUAAGGCGCCCAUGGGCGGCCUGCUGGGCCCAAUGGGCUGGCCAGGCAGCCCGCUCAUUGCGCCACCGCUGUUCCCACUCCUGAUGGGCUCCCCCUCGCCCACUCUCUCGACGGGGGGCUGCUGCAGCCCAAUGCCACUGAGCAGCAGCUGCCUGGCCCUGUCAUGUGGGACUAAUGCCUCCCUAUCGAUGAAGCGGGCCGAUAGUGCCCCCCUGCCGGCGGUCUCUUCUAUCUCCACUGCCAGUGCUGCCACGACGUUGGCGGUAGAGGGCUUCCUGCAGCCGCCGCCGCCGCCGAGGGUGACCCCCGGCACGUUGAUCAGUAAGGUGGACUUGCUUUGUGGGUUGGAGGCAGGAAAGGUACUGCCGCCACCCAUUGGUCUAAACCUAAAGAAGAGCCCAAGUCUGGCGGAUUUCAUUUCACAGAGCCUUUGCGAUGGAUCGGCUGCUUGCUGA